AGGCUCCCAUGGUGAGUAGCGGGGACUCGGGAGCUGGCAGCGCAGCGAAGUUCCCGGGGCCGGGCUGUGAGCGGCCGAGAGCGGGUCCAUGGGCCGAGUCCUGCCGCGCUGAGGGGGCGGCGAUGGCCCUGGCGCUGCGCCUGCUGCUGCUGGGGGCUGUAGCCCUGCAGGGGGGCCACUCCCAUUUAUCUCCAGACUUCUCCUUGUCCAGAUCUAUUCCACCCCCAACAAUCUUCUAUUCAUUGGACUUUUUGAAACUUUUCACUUUUAGAGAGAGGCCUGCACUCCAGGCGCAUGUUCCACACGGUGGUGUCAGAGCCCGGCCCGGGGCUGCCCUGGUACAGCCGUGUUGCGUACGUGGAUGAUCAGGUGAUCUUUAACUACACCAGCGGGAUGCAGAGGGUGGAGCCCUGCACAGCGUGGAUGGCGCAGAACGAGGGCCCAGAGUUCUGGGACCUUCAGAACUUUUGGGCACGGCGCUGGGAGGCCUGGUUCAACACGAGUCUGAACACCCUGCGUGAGCUCUACAACCACAGUGAGGGGUUUCACAUUAUCCAGAUGAAAUAUGGCUGUGAUCUCCGGGAAGACAACACCACUUGGGGGUUUUACCAGGAUUCCUAUGACGGACGAGACUUUCUUACCUUCGAUAAGGAGACCAUGACUUGGGUAGCAGCAGAUAUUGGGGCUCAGAUCACCAAGAGGAGAUGGGAUGCUGAAGUAUUUGACAACCAGUGGUGGAAACACUACCUGGAAGAGGAAUGUAUUUCCUGGCUAAGGAGUUCUCUAGAGUAUGGGAAGGAGACUCUACAGAGGAAAGUGUGCCCAACUGCUAGAGUGAGUUACAGGUCAUCUCAUGAUGGCCUCAGCACCCUCUCUUGUAAGGUCAGUGGGUUCUACCCCCGGGACAUCACCGUGACCUGGCUGAAAAAUGGGGAGAGCAGACAGCAAGAGACCUACUCUGAAGGCAUCCUACCCAGUGGGGAUGGGACCUACCAGACCUGGUUGACAAUGGAGAUUGAUCCCAAGAUCAACGCCCAUUAUUCAUGUCACGUGGAGCAUGAAAGCCUGUUAGAGCCACUCUCUGUCUCCUGGGCACCAAAUAACAAUCUGAUUCCCAUUGUGGCUGGAGUUAUCACUGCAGUUGUCCUGAUUGGUGUUAUAAUCGGAGUAGUCGUUUGGAAAAAGAAAUGCCCAGGGAAGAAGGGAGACGGUUACACUGUAGCUCAGGGCUGCUGCAGCGCUGGCUUGCAGACUCUCACUGAACACGUCAUCCCGAGUCCUCUUCUUCCUCCUUGUUGUCUGGCUCAGGCAUUCCACUGGUGCAGUGGUGGGGUCCCCUCCAGGCUGCAACGCCAGCAGCUGCAGAUGAACCAGAGGUAUUAUUGUAAGAAGUUGUGCUGCAGUAUGAUUAAAAUAUGACCAUGUAUAUCAUUGUUGCUAAGACUGUUAUAUAAUUACAACAAAUCUUAUACGAAGUAUGCCAUGUAAGGUAUCAAUGGAAAAGUUACAAUCUAUCAAACAUGAUUAUUCUGUUUGUAUGCAUGUAUCAUCUUUGUAUCUGAAGUUAUGAAUAUUGACUAUGUGCCAGUAUUUCAAAUAAAAAAUGAGGAGUUGAGAAAUGUGGUUUCUCCUGGGUAACACCCACCAGGAAGUUUACAUCCAGCCUAGCCGGCACAUUGUGAAUGGACCAUUCAAGUUGAUGGCCCAUUAACGAACACAAUGGGCCGUAGAAGAAGCUUAUCCUCAACUAAUGGGCCUUCCCGGGGAUUUUUUAGCCAGAGAAUGGGUAAUGGCUGGUCCUAUGACUCGUUGACUCAUGCAAGCACAUGUGACUAGCUCAUGUGACCCUGGACUCCAUCUUGUGUCUGCAAUUCCACAAAUUGAGAGCAGCCCCACCCCAUGGAUGAAGAUAUAAAAAUCCCUGGAAGCAUCUCCAUUUUGCCUCUUUCUUGCUCUGAUCUCUGGACUAUGAACUUACACUAAAAGGAGCAUUUCAAUCAAUGGACUGAGGAUCUUCCGAUCUUUUGGAAGUUACCGGAGACUUUAUAAGCCAGCAAUUUAUUCCAUCAUUGCUACAAAUCUGAUCCAAGAACUUUGCAAUGAGUGCGUGUGUUUGUUUUCCUGGACCAUUUUGACUUGCUCCUCUUUGUUUAGAUAUCGGAUACUAAAGGAUUGGCAACAGUGUGA
This is a messenger RNA of Trachemys scripta elegans, 2187 nucleotides long. Its product is annotated as class I histocompatibility antigen, F10 alpha chain-like. Gene Ontology annotation, cellular component: external side of plasma membrane. The transcript is spliced from 8 exons. Gene Ontology annotation, biological process: immune response. Bases 295 to 1419 code for a protein of 374 amino acids. The record is from RefSeq and is a predicted model, not a curated record. NCBI's taxonomy places the organism in Eukaryota, Metazoa, Chordata, Testudines, Emydidae.